This is a messenger RNA of Juglans microcarpa x Juglans regia, 840 nucleotides long. Its product is annotated as ethylene-responsive transcription factor ERN3-like. Gene Ontology annotation, molecular function: DNA binding; DNA-binding transcription factor activity. The record is from RefSeq and is a predicted model, not a curated record. Lineage: Eukaryota; Viridiplantae; Streptophyta; Magnoliopsida; Fagales; Juglandaceae. The transcript has a single exon. Bases 1 to 840 code for a protein of 279 amino acids. Gene Ontology annotation, biological process: regulation of DNA-templated transcription.
AUGGCAGGAGCUGAAACCACAAAAAUCACCAUCGCCACCACCACCAACGCCAAGUUUCAAUCAAGCAAACCGGCUGCUCGUAGAUUUGUGGGAGUCCGACAAAGGCUCUCAGGGAGAUGGGUGGCGGAGAUCAAGGAUUCGUCCCAACGUGUAAGACUAUGGCUAGGAACAUACGAUACUCCCGAAGAAGCAGCUCGAGCAUACGAUGAAGCAGCUCGAGCCCUGCGUGGGGAAAAUGCCCGCACCAACUUUGCAGUUCCGGUGAACCCAAGUUCGAACAUCUCGGGGACUUCGCCUUGUAACGGAGAGCUGCCCUCGCAACCUGAUGGGCGGCAUGGUCUCAGCUUCUCUUCCUUGAAGGCUAAGUUGAGCAAAAAUUUGCAGAGUAUCAUGGCGAGGACGAGUGACAAUAAAUCCUCAAAAAGUAGGGUGAGCGAUCAAUCAACUUUUGCUAAGAUUUUCCACUUUAGAAAUUACCAAUACCAAGGUGGUCGUAUGGAGAUGAACAACGCUGAGAAAGCUGUGCAGCCAAGCAUUAUAGUUCCUCAUAUGGAGACUGAGCCUUCUUCUUGGGAAAGCUCGAGUGUCUCGGAAUGCAGUGCUGAGUGGAUAGGUUACCGGCAACAUGGACUGGAUUCGGACGGGUCGGAUAUUGGUGAAGUUAGUUUUGGUCGUGAUCACGGUUUCCUGGACCAGAUUGGGGGCUGGAAUAUGGAUAGCCCAGAACUGGGUGUUGGUGGUGGUGAGGAGGAGGGUUCGAGGAGUAAGAGGUUCAAGGUUUCUUCUUCUGUGGUGGUGCCUCCAACGUUUACUGGAUCCCCAAAUAUUGGUGAAAUUUGA